Messenger RNA from Suillus fuscotomentosus, 588 nucleotides. RefSeq lists its product as uncharacterized. The transcript has 7 exons. The coding region runs from base 1 to 588 and encodes 195 amino acids. Lineage: Eukaryota; Fungi; Basidiomycota; Agaricomycetes; Boletales; Suillaceae. The record is from RefSeq and is a predicted model, not a curated record.
AUGCCUGCAGUGCUUGGUGUUGUUGCUAUCAUGUCAGUAAUCACCAUGGUGAUAUGGGAAUUUGAUGCCAAUGAUUACAACAAUUGUAUCCUUGGCAACUCAUUAGAUAUUGUUGCUGCAGUGCACACUAUUACUAUCAAGUGUUUUGGACAGUGGAUAGACUAUUUCAAGAUGCUUCAAAAGAACUGCAGCCUGGAGAAUACCCUCAAGAUUCCAUUACACAGCAAUGUCAGGUGGGCACUGCAGAUGGAAUGCUUGGGCAUGCAUAUACACUACAAUAGGUCAUCAACAUAUUCAUCAGCACAGCAGAUGAGCUCUUUGGGCCAGUCACAGUCAUUCAGCACAAUGGGAAACUGGAUGCUAAUAACAUUCAACAAUUAUGAGAUCUACAAGGAUGCCAUCCAGGCUGGCCUUGACAAGAUCAGAAAAUACUACUGGAAGUUUGAUAACAAGCCUAUGUAUGUUCUCAUGCUCAUUCUCUAUCUAUAUUACAAACUGGCAUACACCAAGAUGCAGUGGGGCAGGCCCAAAGAGCAGGCAAAGGAGUGUACUGCUGGAAAUCCAAACACUAUUGAUUGGUACAAUUAG